ACACGAGUUUAUUUUCAGCCUUUCUCUUGGAGACGGGAUACGAUGGUGUAAACUGGCCGUGGCCGAGCCGUGUGCGACUACAACAAUGUUUACCCUGGACUCAUAGGAGCUAAAACCUGCGAAGAAACUCCGGAGCACCGAGGUUUGGAAUUUAGCGGCGACAUGUGAAAUGUUGCUGCGCGGUUUGUCGGUAUUUCCAGGCGGCAACGGACAGACCAAGCCUGGCUAGUUGAAGCUAGCUAGCUUGUAGCCGAGCAGCUCGGAUAGCUAUCGUUAACCUGCGCGCGUUGUUGUGCCAACGCGGCGUUUGUCGUAGUUUGCACGUUAAUCGUCCGGUAAUAUAAUCUAGAGUUUGCACAGUUUUUCACCAGACUGUUGUUUCAAUGUACAGAGAGGACGGCGCAGCGACGUAGCUAAUGUUAGCUACCUCUGCGUGCUAGUAAGUGAUAGUGAGUCCUUUCAGCUCGCGACAUUCAUCAUUAAAGACUCCCUUUGACAUCCGGUCAGUACACAUUAACCAGCGAGUCAAAACUGUGCUGAAAUGCGCCGCUAAUACAUGCUAACUGUUAGCUAGGAGCUCACGUCGCACUACAGCAGUCAUAUUGUUUUGGCUGACAUGGCAGCCAGCGGAUACUCUGACCUGAGGGAGAAGCUCAAGUCCAUGACUCCUCACAGAGACGACUACAAGAACAAGUACGCGGACGGGACGAGCAACGGGAGCGGCGGAAAAGGACGGAAGCGCAAGUUCCGGGAGUCCGACGAUGAUGAGUUUGAGCACAGCGACGACAGCGCGGAUCACCGGGAGCAGGAGGCCAGCCGGGUGAGGAGCAGCAUCCAGCAGAAGAACAUCUUCACCCCGGAGGAGUGCGCCCUCAUCGAGGAGAAGAUCGACGACGUGGUGGCCAAAGGAGAGGCUGGACGUUACCGUGAGCACACCGUGGACAGAGCACCCCUCCGCAACAAGUACUUCUUCGGGGAGGGCUACACGUAUGGAUCCCAGCUGGAGAAGCGUGGACCGGGCCAGGAGAGGCUGUACCGCAAGGGAGAGGUGGAUGAGAUCCCCAGCUGGGUGCACGAGCUGGUGAUCAAGCGCUUGGUGUCCAGCGGAGUGGUCCCGGAAGGGUUUGUCAACAGUGCAGUCAUCAAUGAUUAUCAACCAGGAGGCUGCAUUGUGUCACAUGUAGACCCCCUGCACAUCUUUGCACGUCCCAUCGUCUCAGUGUCCUUCUUCAGUGACAGCGCGCUCUGCUUCGGCUGCCGCUUCCAGUUCAAGCCGAUCCGGGUGUCUGAGCCGGUGUUUGUGCUGCCUGUGAGGAGGGGGAGUGUCACAGUGCUCAGUGGCUACGCUGCUGAUGACAUUACACACUGCAUCCGGCCCCAAGACAUCAAGGAGCGGCGUGCAGUCAUCAUCCUCAGAAAGACCAGACCUGAUGCUCCUCGACUGGACUCUAACAGCCCUUUAAGCUCUUCUCCUGUAGAGAGACCCACUCCUCUGAAAGCCAAACGCUCUCAUCGGAAAGCAGACCCAGAUGCUGCUCACAGGCCGAGGGUACUGGAGAUGGAUAAAGAGGAGAACAGACAUCCGUCACACUCCCGUCACCGGCGUCACAGCAUCAGCUCAGAGAACUACUGGAGACGCGGCCAAGACUCCGACAAACACCGGGAGAGUUCGGGACGCAAAGUCAAAAUGAGACGCCACUGAAGCAUUUCUCUGUCACACAAGUACACAUAUAAAUAUACCCAUUCUUUUAUGUACUUCAAUAUUGUAACAUUCUUUGAUCAGUCGUCAUUUUCUGGCUCCAGUUUUAGUCUGGCACAAGGAGCACAGCCGUCAUGUCGUCUGCCUUUUGAUUUGAGUCUGGAUCAGUUUGAGUGCAUUAUUUGUUUCUGGCAGACGAAGCUGGCGUCUCUGCUGCACAGUGCUGAACCUCAAGUUACUUAACUACAGUUAGGCUCUGUCGUCUAAUUACCUUUAACUGAACAUUUCUUGUUUCUAUGUCCAUAGAUACUUCAAGAUGGCAUGUAUUUUUUUGUAACCAAGAUGUACAGACGGCAAAAGCUAAAAGAAAGACGUAUGUAUGGACUUGUACAGAAGAAAACCCGAGCUGUAAUCUAACUUGUUAUAAUGUACAAUAAGUUUGUAUAGUCUUUGAUUGGGGCAACUUUUAUGCAGAAAGAAAUCUUUGUUUAUUUCGCACCUACAUUUCUGAUCCUGUGCCAUCCCACGUCUUUGUUCCCUUCGGCCUCCCUGUCGCAGCUUAAGUUGAAACAACUGGCAGAUGUGCAGCCAUGCUUUCUGUGUUAUGAUUUGAUUCAGCUGUAUUGCUCAUGUUGGUGGAGAUCACAAGAUGGUGCAUCAACUAAACUGAUGAUUUAUGGAGUGAUGAAAAACUCAGGCCUUGUUUUAUACUCCUGUUUCAGUUUGAAGUUGCUUUACCUUAUAUAGCGACACAGGCCAUGUUAUUGCUGUUCUCUAUUAAAUCUAAUUUUUUCCCCUCA
This is a messenger RNA of Plectropomus leopardus (leopard coralgrouper), 2499 nucleotides long. It is a transcript of the gene alkbh5, whose product is annotated as alkB homolog 5, RNA demethylase. Gene Ontology annotation, cellular component: nucleus. Gene Ontology annotation, molecular function: oxidative RNA demethylase activity. Gene Ontology annotation, biological process: mRNA export from nucleus; mRNA processing. NCBI's taxonomy places the organism in Eukaryota, Metazoa, Chordata, Actinopteri, Perciformes, Serranidae. The record is from RefSeq and is a predicted model, not a curated record.